CCUACACGGUCCAUAUUGACUGUUACACUACCGGUGAAGAAGUAACCGCGGAAUUGAAUUGCGCUUUGCAUUUGCCGAGCCAAGUUUGACCGUCUGUACACAAUUUCCUUUGCAUUGUCUUAGCAUGGUCUUCUUGUCAAUGUUGUAGAAUAAUUUUGGACAAUCACGAUGAAUCUUGACAGACUUCGAAAGCGUGUUCGACACUACAUAGAUCAGCAACAGUAUCAAAGUGCCCUGUUUUGGGCCGACAAGAUAGCAUCUCUUUCACAUGAGGAUCCUCAAGACAUUUACUGGUUAGCACAGUGCCUUUAUCUUACCAAUCAAUAUCAUCGAGCCUCACAUGCCCUCAGAUCACGGAAACUUGAUAAGUUGUAUGGAGCUUGUCAAUACCUCGCUGCUAGAUGCCAUUAUGCUGCCAAAGAGUACCAACAGGCCCUGGACAUUCUGGAUAUGGAAGAACCAGCCAGUAAAAAAUUACUUGAUAAGCCUAUAAAGGAGGACAAUGGAAUAAAGGAUAACGCAAAGGAAUGGGAGAUGUCCCCAGCAUCUAUCAGCAGCUCCAUCUGUCUCCUGCGGGGUAAGAUCUAUGAUGCCAUGGACAACCGGCCGCUGGCCACGUCCAGCUACAAAGAGGCCUUGAAACUUGACGUCUACUGCUUUGAAGCCUUUGACCUUUUAACGUCCCAUCACAUGCUGACCGCCCAAGAAGAGAAAGAAUUUUUGGAUUCCCUUCCUCUAAGUCAACAGUGCACGGAGGAAGAGGAGGAACUGCUCCGGUUCUUGUUUGAGAAUAAACUGAAAAAGUACAACAAACCCAGCGAAAUGGUUAUUCCUGAUUUGGCCAACGGGCUCCAGGACAACUUGGAUGUGGUCGUCUCUCUAGCAGAACGGCACUACUACAACUGUGACUUCAAAAUGUGCUACAAGCUCACUUCCAUGGUGAUGGUGAAAGACCCGUUCCAUGCCAACUGUUUACCUGUGCACAUAGGAACUUUAGUAGAACUCAGCAAAGCAAAUGAGCUGUUUUAUCUCUCACACAAGUUGGUGGACUUGUAUCCCAAUAAUCCGGUGUCCUGGUUUGCUGUUGGUUGUUACUAUCUAAUGGUUGGCCAUAAAAAUGAACAUGCUCGUAGAUAUCUAAGUAAAGCCACAACGUUGGAAAGGACGUACGGGCCGGCAUGGAUCGCGUACGGACACUCAUUUGCUGUGGAGAGUGAGCAUGACCAGGCCAUGGCAGCCUACUUCACUGCUGCACAGCUGAUGAAGGGGUGCCACCUCCCCAUGCUCUACAUCGGGCUGGAGUACGGCCUCACCAACAACUCCAAGCUGGCCGAGCGCUUCUUCAGCCAGGCCCUCAGCAUAGCACCGGAGGAUCCGUUUGUCAUCCACGAGGUGGCUGUGGUGGCCUUCCAGAACGGAGAUUUUAAGACUGCAGAGAAAUUGUUUCUGGAUGCUAUGGAUAAGAUCAAAGCAAUUGGGAAUGAGGUAACAGUGGAUAAAUGGGAACCUUUACUGAACAACUUGGGUCAUGUCUGUCGAAAACUAAAGAAGUAUGACCAGGCGCUAGAGUACCAUCGGCAGGCUUUGGUGCUCAUCCCCCAGAAUGCAUCUACCUACUCAGCCAUUGGUUAUGUGCACAGUCUCAUGGGAGAUUUUGAAAGUGCCAUUGACUAUUUUCACACAGCACUUGGUCUGAAGAGAGAUGACACAUUUUCAGUCACCAUGUUGGGCCACUGCAUAGAGAUGUACAUUGGAGAUACAGACGCAUAUAUAGGGACGGACAUCAAGGACAAGGUGCGGACCACGCUCAGCACGCCGGCGCUGAUGAAGAUGCUGAACACGUCGGCGGACGCCAGCGACAGCCGCAUGCAGCCGCUGGAGGAGAGCGGCAUCAUGGCCCUGGAGACACCGCCGCCGCCCAGCGCCGACAAGUCGGGAGACGCCACGUUCCUGCGCUCGCUGCCGCUCGAGUGCGACCUGUACGAGAGCGACAUGAUGUUAGAGACGUCCAUGUCGGACACGAGCACGUGACCGAGCGGGCGGACGGGCCGAGCUCGGAGGACUGAUGGACGCUCUCUUUGCGGAGGGCUGUUUGGCGGAUGAGGAGAGGGACAUGGUUAAGGCGAAAAAAGAAAGCACGUCCUAGUGAAAUAAGUGACUUGACUGAAAAGGAAGAAAGUAAUGCUGCGAAUUACUCUGAGCAACCAACCAUCCUUAUUUACCCUUCCCCUGGCCUUCACACACACACACACACACACACACACAUACACACACAUACACACACACCUCUCCCUCUUUAACUCUUGGCCCCUAACAGGCACUUGUGUGUUGCUCACCUGUGGAUUUUUACAUUGAAUAAAUGUGAGGCUGAAUGCAAGAGGGGUUUGAUGAAAAGUAUUCAUACAAUAAACCCUGCAUCCAUAUUUUUA
Messenger RNA from Sardina pilchardus (European sardine), 2429 nucleotides. RefSeq names its product cell division cycle 16 homolog (S. cerevisiae) (gene cdc16). Gene Ontology annotation, biological process: protein ubiquitination; cell division; positive regulation of mitotic metaphase/anaphase transition. Gene Ontology annotation, cellular component: cytoplasm; anaphase-promoting complex. NCBI's taxonomy places the organism in Eukaryota, Metazoa, Chordata, Actinopteri, Clupeiformes, Clupeidae. Bases 169 to 2031 code for a protein of 620 amino acids. The record is from RefSeq and is a predicted model, not a curated record. Gene Ontology annotation, molecular function: protein binding. The transcript has 18 exons.